GGUAGCAAGCUAAUAGUAUUGACGUAUUUUUCUUUUUUGGAAAUCUCUACUUCAGCUUCCAUACCAUUUAGUUUUGUCAUUUUCACAGACAAAAAUAUCGAAUUUUCCUAUUUCUCAUCUGGCAAUUGAUUGUAAAAAAAAGUGGUUGAAAAUGUGUCGAGUCAGUCUUCAACAAUAAUAAUAUAACAAUUAAGUUUCGAACAACAUUUCUGAGGAUAUGAAAAACAACGGCAAUGAAGCAUACAAUUUGAAUUCGACGGAAGAAAAUUGAUAAUUUUGGAACAAAAAAAAGUUAUGCUUCGGGGUGGAAACUGAAUUGAAAACGAAAAAAAACAUCAUCGAUAAGCAUUUUACGAAUUUAUACAAAUAAAAGAGACGAGAAAAUUGAAUUUAAUCCAAAAAAGCGAGUGAAAUAUAAAUACGAAAUUGCCAUGCACAGCAAACAUAACAGUAUAGUCAACAUGAUUAUGGAUGUAGGAGCUGAAAAUUCAUACUUAAGGAGUCGGAGGAAAUUAUGCAACGUGAAAAGCAUAUGUUUAGUUAUUUUUACAAUGUCCCUCAUAUCAACGACGACUGCCAUCAAAUGCUACGUUUGUGGUGAUGAAUCAGAAUUGCCGUUUUUGGAAACGAAAUCAAUGAACAUCAAUGAAACAUUUAUUAAAGAGAAAAUUCACAACUCAUGUGACGAAUUUGAUCGUAUUCCAUUGGAAGAGAAGCAUAAGUAUGAAAUGGAGUGCCCGGAUGAUUACGUGGGUUGCAUGUUACAAGUUGGAGAGGAAGUUCUUCGAACAUGUUCCCGACUUAGCAUUGACGAUUGCCGAACAGCAAAUAGAGUUCAUUACUGCUACUGUAAUCGACAACUUUGUAAUGGAGAAAAUGCAGAAAGUAUAAUUGAAAAAAUGGGCGAUAUUGACAUGGAAGAGAAUGACGACGAUGUUGAUAACGAAAGUAUGGAUGAAGCAUCGGGCUCGGAGGAAGAUGACGAAGAUUAUAAUUACCACACUACAAGUCAUAAAAUCGAUUCCACCGAGACAUCAAAACAAGGUGGUGGAAAUACUCAUGGAAAUAAUCUCGUUAUUUUAUCGGUGUCAACAUCACCACAGCCAACAAUUAACAAAGCUGUCAAUUUUAAUUUAAAUAAAAAUCUUCUCAUCUUUUUGACGUUCACUUACGUUACAAAAUUUAUGAUUACAGUCAAAUGAGUUUCUUGCUCACUACUCAAUCCUAUUCAUCUUAAUUAUGUAUUUCAUAAAGAAAGAAGCAAACAAAAGAACAAUGCCUCAGCAUUUUCUAUCGAAUGACAUUUUACAAAUUAAACUAGAGGUUGAAACAUGCUAAUUGGUUUAAUUACUCUCAAAACCAAAAUUGAUUAAAACUGAUAGAGCACCAGGAAAUAUUUUCCAAAAAAGAUGAGAUGGUUGAUUAUAUGAACUAAAUGACAUUAGAAUGGUGUAAAACACAUUUAGCCUAUAUUGUAUUAGAAAAGCAUUUCCCUACUUCACUAGUUUUAAGUAUUUAUUCAUAGUAAAAACUUUUCUUUCUUACUUUUCAUUCAACUCAACACACCAAAGAAAAGCUUUGCGUAAUCACAAAAUUUUAAAAACUCAUUGUGAUUGGUGCUAAAGCAUUUGUGAUUUUAAAUUGAAAAUAUUUUAUUUUGUAGAGGGAAAAAGCGAAGUAGCGUUAAAUUAAGAAACCAUUCCAACUACAUACGUUAUGUAAGUGAUGUAUGCAACGAAGAUUUAGAAAUUACAAUUUGAAUGUUAGAAUUAUAAAUGUGCUUAGCAGUUUUGACAACUAUAUACGUAUAUUACGUAAGAAAAACAUAUUGCAUUGAAAUAAAUCGAUGUUUUAUAAAAUAAAUAAAAGAUAAACAAAAAUAAACUCACCAUCGAACAAAAUA
Clunio marinus is the source of this 1903-nucleotide messenger RNA. The record is from the annotation of a GenBank genome assembly. NCBI's taxonomy places the organism in Eukaryota, Metazoa, Arthropoda, Insecta, Diptera, Chironomidae.